CUAGUUCAUUGCAUUCAUACUGAGUUGGUUUCGUGUUCUUGUAUACAGUAAACUACAACAGAUUUCCAUCAUUCAAAAUGAAUUGGAUCAUAACUUUGGCUCUUGUUUCAUUGGGAUCAUCUGUCACAUUUGCCGCUUUAGAUGAGAAAGACUUCGGCAGUUCUCUACAACAAGUGUAUAAAUCUUUCCAUGACAAAUGUAAUAUGGUAGUUGGGAUAAACCAGAAGGAUAUUGACGAAAUGAAAAAUGGAACAUUUGCCAAUGAUGAAAGGGCUCAGCGUUACGUACUGUGUCUCUACGUUUUCUCGGGUGUGUUAUCCACUGACCUCAGUGUCAAUAUAGAUCUGCUUGAAUAUUAUGCCCCAGGAAAAAUCAAUGAACAAACUUACAUUGACUGUAUUGAAGAAACCAAAAAAUCUGGUAUUCAUGAACCAGCUCAUCUCAUGGUAUGGAAAGCAACUCAAUGUAUUUACAACAAAGAUCCUGAGAAUUUCCUCAUGUACUGAAGCGAAAACGGGCCAACGGAAUGGAAGCAGCUUCGACUUGAUGUGAAUGCUAUGAAAAAUUCCAAAAUGUUGAUUUAGGUCUAUGGAGAAAAAUGUAUCAGUCAAUAAAUAUUCCAACUCUA
Messenger RNA from Leptinotarsa decemlineata (Colorado potato beetle), 628 nucleotides. RefSeq lists its product as uncharacterized. Lineage: Eukaryota; Metazoa; Arthropoda; Insecta; Coleoptera; Chrysomelidae. The record is from RefSeq and is a predicted model, not a curated record. Gene Ontology annotation, molecular function: odorant binding.